GCGCAGUUCUCUAUAACGUUCGGUUUAAAAUUUUAUUUUACCGAUCGUUCUCAUUCGUGUGGUAUUUUGUUUUUUUUUUCGAAUCUCGUUUUCGGUGUGGGUUUGUUUUCGUCGGUGAAGAGCGUUAAAGAAACAUUUCAGUUUCACUCUUUCCAUUUUUCCUCACUUCUCCCAUCUAACAUUUGUGCCAGAGCACAGUGACGACAAGAAGUAAUAUUGCUAGUUAUAUUUUUCCAUCAGUGUGCGUAUUUUUUCAGCUAAUCGUGUUGUUGUUUCUUGUUAUUGUAUUGCACCUUACCCACCAACACUCUUUUAACAUUCUUAAGGAAUUUCAUUACAUCUCCUUUUUCUACUGAUUCGUUUUCACAGAUCACCUGAAAAGCAGAAUUAAAAAUUUAUAAUACAAAAAAAGCAACAAUAUAUUCAACGAACUUGUUGUUGCUAUUUCGUGAGUGUGUUUUCAUUGUUGGUCUCUUUUAUUAUUAUUGAUUCGUAGAGAAAUCCUAGCGGUUUGCAAGAUUAAAUAUCACACCUUUAAAAAAAAAAAGAAAAGAUACCUACCUAUACCUCUGUAUGACGACGGUUCACUUACGCAUUUUCGCAUUUUUGUUUCGCUUUAUAUGUGCCUGUUUCUACCUACUUAUAUUACAUACUCCCACCUACUUUUCAUAAUCGAAAUAUUUUACCUUUCUUUAGUUUUUUUUUUUUUGUUUAAAUUGAAAAAAAAGUGAGUUCAUAAAAUUUUGAGUGUAGAAAGUUUCUUGUUGCAGAAAAAUACUAGUGUACCACAAGAAACCGCCAUAAGGCCUGCACUUUUUACCAAAAAAAUAUUCACUCAUAAUAAAAGUGUAUAAAUGCAGAAAAUUUCGCAAGUGUUUCGUUAAGUCAUUAAAUGAUGAAAAAAAAAAUGUAUUUCAAUGAUCAGGAAGCCAUUAAAAGUUUAUAAUAAGUGAACAUAAGACCAAAAGAGAAGUAUCAAAAAGUGUAUUGGUAUUUGUAUGACAGAAUACCAUUGCAAAGAAGUGGAUAAAAUAUCAAAGAAUGUUGCUGUUGGUCUAAUGAGAGUGUAAAAUCAUGUAAAGUGUUGCCAGAUUCCAUUUACAGUAAAAGAAACAAGCUGAUCAAAAAGGAGAAAGAAAUAAGCGAUAAACGGCCUCAUAUUCAAGCUGCCACAUUAUCGAACUCACACACAUACACACAAACACACAUUGGUAUACCUUGUUCGAUUAAAAUAGAGAGGAAAAAAGUGAUCAGUGUAUUUUGUCAUUUUUCUUGUAAUAGUGUUGCCGCAUUCCAUAAUGCAAUUAUUAUUGAAAAUAAAAUAAGAAAAAAAAAAAUAAAGAAAAGAGAAAAAAACAUAAAGGAAUGCAUGUAGGUACUUAUGCUUCUUUUAUUACUAGCAAAACUUAACGAAUUAUCGCGCAACAUAUCAUCUACUAUAGUUGUUGUAGAAGACAAGAAAAAUUAUAUUUUUUUUUUUUGUGUAAAAUUAAUGUGCGCCUUGUAGUAGCUACAAGUAUUUAAUUACUUUGCUUGGACGUUAACCAUGAACGACCAUUUCAAACCACAUCCAACUUAACAACAUUUUUAUGAAUUGUUGUGCGCGAAAUAUUAGUUUUCUUAUUAAAAAAAUUGCUGUAGAUUUGUUGCAACACCACCUCCGUCAAGCAAUUCCACAUUCUAUAGCAGGAGGAGGGAAUUUAUAGCUGCAACCAGCAACAGUGACAACGAAGAUAGAAGUUGCAACUUAUGAGAGCUGCUUGCUGAUUACAACGAGAACUGGAAAACGAUGUAAUACAAGGAUAGACCAUACGCAGCGAUGUCACACCAAACACGCCGGGGGCCGCCUGUAGAGUGUCCCUUGGCGUCUUUAGGUCGCAACACAACCGCCUUGGAUACCCAACAGCAAUAUCAUCAUCCAUUGAGCUCAAGUCCGCUUAAUCCGCAAGUGUAUCAAAUGUCAAGGAAGUCUCCAGAUCUUAGUAUUGACACGGAUGACAUUAUAUACACAUCUUCGUCGGUAUCACAACAAGUUGGGGGAGAAAAUCAUCCCCAUUGUGGGAACAAUUUACCUGAGAUGUUUCAUUUAUCACGAAGCUCUUCAUCUUCCAUGGAGCAAGCUUAUGAUAUGCGACGAAAUCCACAAGUCAAUCAACAAAGCCGACAUAGGCCAGUGCCACCAAGAAAUUACACACCUAUCGAGAGUUUACUACAAUAUCGGGAAGCGCGGACACCGAGUGCGUAUAUUCUUCCCGCUGCCGAUAAUAAUGAGGACUCCAGCGAUGGGCCUAAAGUUAAUAGCGGGAAUGGUGGGGUUAAGGUAAAUGGCAGACGAAGUGUGCCACCAAAUGCAUCGUCUGUUGGAAGCGGGCAAUAUUUUCUGGAAAAGAAAAUGGAUCAAUUGUAUAUUCAAAGUGCCAUUCGGGGACUUCCUUUAGGAUCGGAGGCCAAUCAUUUCCAAAAUGAACGCUACUUCCUGGAGGACGAUUUAAGAAAUUUAUGCGAAUUUAAUGGAAGUGAUCGGUUGCAUGAAUCACAUUUGCUUCAUAGACCAUCGAGUCCGAGUGAGACUAGUGGUUCUGAUCGUUAUCUACUUGAUCGAACACAGGGCUCACCAGCAGCAUAUACCAACGUCAAUCAACAACGUGAUUCCUCGUAUUCCAAUCAUUCAUCAAAUGUCGGGCUUGACAAACGCUUCCACCCGUCAAAAGUGAAAAGUUUGUCUGAGGGCCUGUCUAAUUUCGGUCGCUUCUCUCCGAGUUUGGAUCAGGGUUAUGCCACUUUGGUUUCUCCUUCACCAACUGGCCAUCCAAUACCGGGACCAGGACCAUGGAGUAAAAAAGGACCUUGCCGGUCAGGCCCUGGCUUUGAUCGGCUACCAGAUGAGGCUGUAUUGAAGAUCUUGGGUUGGCUUGAUAGCUGUGAAUUGUGCAAUGUUGCUAGAGUGUGUAGGCGUUUUGAAAAUCUUGCAUGGCGACCGGUUCUUUGGAAAAUAAUAACCUUGAAAGGUGAACAUAUAGGCGGAGACAAAGCUCUCAAAAUGAUAUUCAGACAGCUAUGUGGUCAAAGUAGAAAUGGUUCGUGUCCGGAUGUGGAGAGAGUAAUGCUUUCGGAUGGUUGUCGAAUUUCUGAUAAAGGACUACUUUUACUAACACGAAGAUGUCCAGAACUGACGCACUUGCAACUACAAACUUGUAUUAGUGUUACCAAUCAGGCUUUGUGUGAUGUCUUGACAAAAUGCACAAAUUUGCAACAUUUAGAUAUCACUGGUUGCACUCAAAUCAUAAAUGUAAGCAUUAAUCCAGGACUAGAACCACCCAGAAGACUCCUAUUACAAUACUUGGAUCUUACCGAUUGUACUGCCAUAGACGAUAUUGGCCUUAAAGUUGUCGUCAAAAACUGCCCACAGUUGGUCUUCCUGUAUUUGAGACGAUGCAUUCAAAUAACAGAUGCCGGUUUAAAGUUUGUGCCAAGUUUUUGCAUUGCCCUGAAAGAGCUUAGCGUUUCUGAUUGCCUUAGUAUCACGGAUUUCGGUCUUUACGAACUAGCUAAGCUGGGAGCAGCUUUGCGAUAUCUUUCAGUUGCUAAAUGUGACCGAGUCUCUGAUGCAGGAUUAAAAGUAAUUGCACGACGAUGUUAUAAGCUUCGAUAUCUAAAUGCUCGCGGUUGUGAAGCAGUCAGUGAUGAUUCAAUAACAGUUUUGGCUAGAUCUUGUCCUCGAUUACGUGCUCUGGAUAUCGGAAAGUGUGAUGUUAGUGAUGCUGGCCUAAGAGCUCUUGCUGAGAGUUGCCCAAAUUUGAAAAAGCUUAGCUUACGAAAUUGUGAUAUGAUUACGGAUCGAGGAGUUCAAUGUAUCGCAUACUAUUGCAGAGGAUUGCAACAGCUCAAUAUACAGGAUUGUCAAAUUUCAAUUGAGGGCUAUAGGGCAGUGAAAAAGUAUUGCAAGAGGUGUAUAAUAGAGCACACAAAUCCAGGCUUCUGUUGAGAUCACAGUCUUAUUAUAUAGGUUUAAAUCCAUUGAAGCUGUAUACGAGUAGAAGAAAUGAAUGUCUGAAUGUGAAACUAUGAAUAUGCAAUGGUGGAAAGUAGAAUUGUUAAAAAAAAAAAACAAGCUGUUGUUUUGUUUAUCUAUUAUAACUAUUGUAUUUGAAAAUGUGCAAAUUUAGUUCAAAUAUUAGAAGAAAAUAUUUUUUAAUAUGUAUUUAAUUUCAUUAUAUUGAUAAAGUCUAUUAAAAAAAUGUCGUAUAAAUGUUGAUUUAAAUAUGUUUCUUGUAAAGUUUUUAUUAUUUCUAAUUUUUCUCUUUCUGCCAAUAUAUUUAAAUAU
Molecule: messenger RNA, 4324 nt
Organism: Episyrphus balteatus (marmalade hoverfly)
Lineage: Eukaryota; Metazoa; Arthropoda; Insecta; Diptera; Syrphidae
Gene: Fbxl7
Product: F-box/LRR-repeat protein 7
Exons: 5
Coding region: 1820-3985 (721 amino acids)
Biological process (GO): SCF-dependent proteasomal ubiquitin-dependent protein catabolic process
Cellular component (GO): SCF ubiquitin ligase complex
Molecular function (GO): protein binding
Source: RefSeq, a predicted model, not a curated record